AUGUUGUUUUUAUUUGACUUUUUCUAUAUAUUUUUUUUAUAUUACCAUUGCUUUUUUUUCUUUUUUUUCAAAUUUCAUUUUCUUCAUUCCUUAUUCCAAGAGAUCCUUCUUUUUUUCUUUUACUUUUUUUUUUUUUAUAUCCAUUUCUUUUUUUUUUUAUUUUUUUGUUUUUUUUUCUUCAUUCCUUACAUGACAGUAUUGUCCUUCUUUUUUUCUUUUUUACUUUUCUUUUAUAUUACCAUUAUUGUUUCUUUUUAUUUUUGUUUUGUUUUCUUCAUUUCCUUACAUGACAGUAUUGUCUUUUCUUUUUUUUUCUUUGAUUUUUCUUUUUUAUAUUACCAUUACUUUCUUUCUUUUAUUUUUUGUUUCUUUUUCCUCUUUUUUCUUUAUUUUUCUUUUAUUUUCCUUUUCUUGAUUUUUUGUUUUUUUUCUUUACACAUUGUCCAACACAAUUUUUCUUUUUUUUUUGACUUUUUCUUUUUUUUGUUUUUUUUCAUUUUUCUUUUUUUCUUCUUUAUUUUAUUGUUUUUUUUUUCUUAUUUUUCUUUUUUUUUCAUUUUUCUUUUUCUUGACAGUAUUUCCUUUUUUUCUUUUCUUUCUUUCUUUUUUUUUUUUCGUUUUCUUCAUUCCUUAAUGACAGUAUUUCCUUCUUUUUUCACUUUUCUCCAAAAAUUCCAUUUUUUUUUUUUUUUUUUUCGUUUUCAUUCCCUUUUGACAGUAUUUUCCUUUUUUUUUUUAUUUUUCUUUUUUUUAUUACCAUUACUUUUUCUUUUAUUUUUAUUUCGUUUUCAUUGUCUUUCAAAUGUUUUUUUUUUUUUUGAUUUUUUCUUUUUAUUUUACCAUUGCUUUGUUUCUUUUCAUUUUGUUUUGUUUUCUUCAUUCUUUUCCCAGUAUUGUUUUCUUUUUUUCUUUGUCUUUUCUUUUUAUAUUCCAUUCUUUUUCUUUUCUUUUAUUUUUUUUGCAUUUUUUUUUCUUUUUUUUUUUUUUUUACUUUUUUCUUUUUUAGUUUCAUUUUUCUUCAUUUUUUUUAUUUUUUCUUUUUCUUCAUUUUUCUUUUUCUUCCAUUUUUGUUUCUUUUUUUCUUCCCAUUUAAUUGACAAUUAUUUAUUGUCCUUCUUUUUUCUUUUAUUUUUUUUUUUAAAACCUUUUUUCUUUUAUUUUUUUUAUAUUAUUUCCAUUCAGUAUUGUCCUUCUUUUUUUUUUUAUUUUUUUUUUAUUUUUUUUCUUUACUUUUUUCAAGUAUUUUCCUUUUACUUUUUCUUUUUUUAUAAAGUUCUUUUUUUUUUUUUUUUUUUUUUUUUAUAUUACCAUUUCUUUUUUUUUUUUUCUUUUUUUUUUUAUUUUUUUUUUCUCUCACAUGACAGUAUUGUCCCCUUCUUUUUUCUUUUAUUUUUUCUUUUAAUAGUAUUCUUUUUUCUUUUAUUUUUUUUUCAUUUUUUUUAUUCACAUCCAUCCAUUUUCUUCUUUGUCCUUCUUUUUUUUUUUUGCUUUUUCUUUUAUAAGUCUUCAAAGUAUCCUUUUUAUUGUCCUUUUUUUUUUUUCUUUGACUUUUUCUUUUUUAUUUUACCAUCAUCUUUUUCUUUCUUUUUUUUUUUGUUUCGUUUUCUUCAUUUUUUUUUUUAUUUUCUUCAUUUAAUUGUCCUUUUUUUUUUCUUUUUUUCUUUUUCUUUUUAUAUUUCUUUUAUUUUUUUCUUUUCUUUUUCUUUUUUUUUUUUUUUUUCUUUUUUUCUUUUUUCAUAA
Molecule: messenger RNA, 1740 nt
Organism: Acanthosepion pharaonis
Lineage: Eukaryota; Metazoa; Mollusca; Cephalopoda; Sepiida; Sepiidae
Source: the annotation of a GenBank genome assembly